This is a messenger RNA of Calypte anna (Anna's hummingbird), 2192 nucleotides long. It is a transcript of the gene BTD, whose product is annotated as biotinidase. The coding region runs from base 283 to 1839 and encodes 518 amino acids. The record is from RefSeq and is a predicted model, not a curated record. Lineage: Eukaryota; Metazoa; Chordata; Aves; Apodiformes; Trochilidae. Gene Ontology annotation, molecular function: hydrolase activity, acting on carbon-nitrogen (but not peptide) bonds, in linear amides. The transcript is spliced from 5 exons.
GGUGCACCGGGGUCACCGCCCCACGCCUGUCACGCCGGCGGCACAAGCACCCGGAGGGACCUGACCCGCUCCCUGAGCUGCUGCGGCGGGACCUCCCUCCUUCCCGCAACCUGACAGGACAACCCUUCCCCGCCCGUUCUGCCCGGCCCCGAGAGAACCGCAGCGGCGCGCAGGGCAUUUGCUCUUAAUGACUUAAAGAGAACCCAGAUAGUGUUGUGCUACUUCUGAUUUUUAUAGGCUGUUGGAUUCUUCUGAGUAUACAAGUGCUAAGAAGCAGGAUUUAUGGCAUACACCAUGGUGGAUCUGUGCUGGAAGCUGUCUGUCUGGUUUUUUUGCUACCAAAUAGUUUCAGGAAGAGUUAAGAGAGAGGGGCAUUAUGUUGCAGCUGUGUAUGAACAUGAGUCCAUACUGAGUCCUAACCCCACAGCCCUUGUUGAUCGCCAGUCUGCACUGGAACUCAUGGGCAGGAACCUGGACAUUUAUGAACAGCAAGCAGUGGCUGCUGCAAGACAGGGGGCACAGAUCAUUGUUUUUCCUGAAGAUGGAAUCCAUGGCUUCAACUUCACCAGAAGUUCUAUUUAUCCUUACUUAGAUUUCGUUCUGCAUUCACAGUCUGAGAAGUGGAAUCCAUGCAGAGAGCCACAUUUGUUCAAUGACACAGAGGUUCUUCAGCGUCUGAGCUGCAUGGCACUGAAGAACAAAAUAUUCCUUGUGGCAAACUUAGGAACUAAGCAGCCCUGUGAGCAUGCUGAUCCUCUCUGUCCACCUGAUGGAAGAUACCAGUUCAAUACCAACGUGGCAUUCAAUGAUGAUGGUGUGCUGGUGGCCACCUACCGCAAACACAAUCUGUAUUUUGAAGAUGCUUUUGAUACCCCUCCAGAGCCUGACUAUAAAUUCUUUGAUACCCCUUUUGCUGGCAAGUUUGGUAUGUUCACGUGCUUUGAUAUACUCUUUUUUGAGCCUGCAGUGAACCUCAUAAGACAAUACAAUUUGAAACAAAUUGUGUAUCCAACUGCCUGGAUGAACCAGCUCCCACUCCUGUCUGCUGUAGAAUUUCAACAAGCUUUUGCAACAGCUUUCAAUUCAGCAGCCAAUAUCCACCACCCUACCUUGGGCAUGACAGGGAGUGGCAUAUACACUCCAGUCAAAUCCUUCAUCUACCACGACAUGGAAAGUUACGGUGGCAAGCUCAUAGUAGCAGAAAUUCCUGUGAUUACCACAGAUUACAAAACCCAUUUGGAAAGUAAUGAAAGAUUCAGAGAUGACUUACAUUACUCAUGCAAGACUUUUAGAACAGCCUCAGUGGAUGAUCAAGUUUGCCCUAUGGGGGGACAGGAGGCCCCCAGCAGAGUAUCAGAAAAAGGAAAUGAACAGUCACCUCCCCUGUUUUAUGCAGAAAUGAUGUAUGACAACUUUACUUUUAUUCCUGUAUGGAAGGAACAAGGAGAGGUCCAGGUUUGUGCCAAUAGCCUCUGUUGUUACUUAAAGUACCAGAGAGCUGUUUUAACCGAUGAAUUAUAUGCUUUGGGAGUUUUUGAUGGGCUGCAUACAGUGCAUGGCACAUACUAUGUCCAGGCCUGUGCAUUAGUCAAAUGUGGAGGUCUCAGCUUUAGCACUUGUGGACAGGAGGUUACAGAUGCCACUGCUCUGAUAGAUUUCCAGCUAUGGGGAAAUAUGAGUACCCCUUAUAUCUUUCCUCUACUGCUGACAUCUGGUAUUACCUUGGACUUUGCUGAUCACAUGGGCUGGAAAAACAACCACUAUUUCAUAAGCAAAAAUAGAACAUCUUCUGGCCUACUGACAGCUGCUCUCUAUGGACGGUGGUAUGAAAAGGACUAGCACAGAUAUUUGCUGGAAUCAGAAAACAACUGCCUGUAUGUUCAGAAUAUGCAUCUCAGCAUAAAUUAUUGAACAUCUCUACUUCUUAGAGCUGCAGGUAUGUUUGUUACAUGACAAAUGAUUAGAUUCCACAUUUGAAAUGGUAAGUGUAGCACUUAACCUAAGAGGCAUUAAGUACAGUUUGUACCUUUGUCACUUACGUUCUACCAGACGUAAAUGAAUUGCCUUGCAAAGAUACAGGCUUUUUGUAAUUUGUUAUUUUCCCACUAUUGGGAAAAUAACGUUUCUCAUCUCAACCAAAUGUGUUCCUUUUAAUUGAAUAGGGUGUUCUGACAUCCUGGCUAGGAGUAUGG